AACCGCAGUUACGUUUACCGAGGGUGGCGCAACUUUCUGCGGUCGUUUCAACAAUGAAAAGCCGAAACGACUGAUUGAAAUGGCGUUCCUGGAUACCAAGGUGAAGCACCUAAAACCGGAAAACUUGUUUUUAAUGUUUGAACGUCUAAAAACUGGUUAAAAUGGAGUUUAGAUGCGGUGGGUUGCUCUUUACUUCCAAAUUUGACUCCGGAAAUCUCGCUAAAGUUGAAAAAGCUGAUCAUUCGGACAGUGACAGCGACAGUGGCAACGGAAUCACGCUGUACGGAUGUACAUUAAAUCCUGAUUAUGAGUUUAAUAUUUGGACGAAACCAGAUUGCGCUGGAACAGCUUACGAGAACGGAAAUCGAUCUUGGUUUUAUUUUGGGAUCCGUGGUUAUGCACCAAACAAACUGAUUAAAUUGAAUAUUGUGAAUCUCAACAGACAGGGCAAACUGUACAGCCAAGGAAUGUCGCCCCUGGUAAAAACAGUCCCUUCCAAACCUCGCUGGGAAAGAAUUCGUGAUCGGCCGACGCACCAAGUGGUUGACGGGCAGUUCAUGUUGUCAUUCACACACAGAUUCUCUGAGAACCGAGGUGGAACGACGUACUUUGCUUUCUGUUACCCAUAUACAUAUACAGAAUGUCAAGAAGCAUUGGAGGCUUUGGACCAGAAGUUUUCCCACUGUGUCAACCUUAAACCAAAGGAGGGCGGUGAUAGUGAUAUUUAUUACCAUCGUGAGUUGGCGUGUAAGUCAAUCGACCAGCGUAGGAUCGACCUUAUAACGAUCACUUCAUGUAAGAACAUGUUAUGGAAUCGCGAGCCAAGAAUCGAGAAAUUGUUUCCUGAUAAAGCAACACCAAGAUGUCACAGGUUCCACAGCAAAAGAGUUUAUUUCCUAAGCAGUCGAGUCCAUCCGGGUGAAACUCCCGCCAGCUUCGUGUUUAACGGGUUCCUUAAAUUUAUUCUCAAAGAAAACGAUCCAAGAGCUGAACAACUAAGGCAAAGAUUCAUCUUCAAAUUAAUCCCCAUGUUGAACCCUGAUGGGGUGUACAGGGGUCACUACCGUACCGAUCAAAAGGGGGUCAAUUUAAACCGGGUGUAUUUGAACCCUGACCCCGAAAACCAUGCGUCAAUAUUCGCUGCGAGUUCGCUUAUUUUGUUCUACCAUCAUUAUUAUAAAACCACCAACCUGGUUGAGUCUGAGGAAAAAGGAGUAACGUGGGUGAAAGGGGGUGAUUCCCCUGUGGAAAAGGGGGCUGAGGAAAGGCUGGGGUUGGGGGAUUAUAUCGAAUCGUUCGAUAAACUUGAACUUAAGGUUGACGGGCACAAGAAGGAUGUGCUCGGCCACAAACACCCGAGGAUGGUGAAGGAAACCCCAUAUAGACCUUUCACGGGUGACUUGUUGAGUGUGGGCCCUCGUGAAAGUGGGGUGGCAUUCUAUGUUGAUCUGCACGGACAUGCUUCGAAACGUGGUUGUUUCAUAUACGGGAACCAUAUUGAAUCGGAGGAUGGACAGGUCGACAACCUUCUCUUCCCAAAGUUAGUCUCGAUGAACACGGCUCACUUUGAUUUCAACGGAUGCAACUUCACGGAGCGUAACAUGUACCUCAAGGAUAAGCGAGAUGGAAUGUCAAAGGAGGGGAGCGGGAGGGUGGCCAUGUUUAAGCUUGCAGGCCUCAUACACAGCUAUACACUUGAAUGUAAUUACAACACGGGACGCACGGUUAACUGCGUUGCGCAAGCAAGCCACGAUAACGGGAGGGCAACACCACCCCCACCUGCUGGUUUCCCACCCAAAUACACACCUGAAAUAUUUGAAGAAGUUGGUCGAGCCCUUGGUGUAGCCGCCCUUGAUAUGCUACAAGCCAAUCCAUGGUCGAGGAUAUUACAUUCAGAGUUUGCGUCAUACGAGAAUCUGCGACUAUGGAUGUUAAGAUAUGUUAGAAGUUCACGUGGAAAUCCCAUCUUACCCCGAAAGAUGGGACGCAUUAGCACGAGGGUGGCUGCAAAUACAAGUGGAGUGGGGAAUGGUGGUAAUGGUACCACAAGCAACAAUAAUAACAACAACAACAACAACGGCAACAACAGUUUAAGAACGGGUCGUUCCAAUACUGACGUCACCAAACCCAUUGUGGCGUCAUCAGGUUACGGACGACAAACCAACCGGAACACAAUCCAAUCAACAAACCGGUUGGUUCCGGUUAAAACCAGUUCCUCCACCACUUUAUCUGUGCGAGCUGUCGUACAAAACGGACCAACAAGGUCCGAUGUCAUGCGUAGACAAAAGAAUCUGAUUCGCGCCGCUGUGAACGGAAGUACCAAGAACUCAUUAUCGUCAUUGUCCGUGAGCCAGAUGCAUUCUUUUCACGCUCAUGAUGAUCUGACUCACGAUAAUUCACGGGAGGAAUCUCAUGUGACUUUGAGCUUCACAAACGCAGGGGUUCACCAGAAAUCCCAUGGUUUGUACCAAACCUCACGAUCGAACCCAGAACCCGGGUUUUCCAACUCACCCUCGAGCAUAUUUGGCCCGGGAAGCAACUCUGACUCGGAGUUAUUUCGAGGUAGCCUCACCGAAACACCCAUCAGUAGAGAAAUCAACUUCAGCCCGAUGUUACCCGACUUUUACGGGUUGACCGAAGAACCCCAUGAAGCUAAAUUACCCCCGCCCCCUAAAUCGAUCAUCUGGAACAAAUCUAAAGCCCCCUCUCGAGCCCCGAGGGGUAAAGACAUCAUCAGCCCCCAUAUCAGCAAGCCCCCGUCAGUACAUAGGGGUAGGAGCCCCCAUAAUACCCAACCCCCUUUAAUAGGGGUUCCUAGCACCCACAAAGUAGUUGUUGGACCAGGAGGGGUGGUAACUAUCCCCACAACCCCAUCAAAACCCCGCUAUUACACCCAAGACAACCAAUCUUUAUUCACCAACUCGAUCUACUUAAACAACCCCCCUUCAAUGUCAGUCCAACCACUCAGCGUUUCACAAAAACCCAUCUUCCUUCCAGUAGAGCGCUGCCGACUUACCCCCACCAAACGGGGACUUUCCUGUUAAGAAACCACUAAGUAUAAGCAGAAGAAGCGGGAAAUCUGGGAAGAAGAAACCGACGGCUCGUUCUGACCAGCGGGUGGCGCCAAAGCCAAUCUCAUCAGCUUCGAAAAAAAAAUUCAAAUCGAAGCUCCCGAAAAGAUUGGAAACCUUAAACCCCAAACCCUCCCAUACUGAGGUAUCAGGUGAAGGCAUCAAGCUCUCCCCACGCUCGCAGAAGUCGCCCGUGUUCUUCAACGGGGACGGGGCGCCGUCUAACGGACACCUCGAGGGAAGUUUCAACAAACUGGACGCCGAGAUCGCAGUUGUGUCCAAGGAAACGAUGUCUUACAAACUUUUCUUUGACAACGACCAUGUUCCAUCAGAAUAAUAACGUCAUCAGAAGUGACGUCAUCCCAGGUGGCACCAUUAAAAGUGACGUCUUAAGAUUAAACCAAUGAGUUGACUCAAAAUAAAAGCUGCUUGUAAUAUUCCAAUGUUUCAAAAUUAAACAUCCCGUGUGACGUAACAGACCUUGUUACGUAUGACGUCAUAAUACCCUUUGCAUAAAAUUUAUUUUCAAACGUUUUUCUAGAUUUAGUGCUUGUUAGUUCACUGUGUUUUAUGUAUAUCCAUAUUAUAUUUUAAUAAAAACAAACACCUUUCUGCA
Messenger RNA from Ciona intestinalis (vase tunicate), 3687 nucleotides. NCBI's taxonomy places the organism in Eukaryota, Metazoa, Chordata, Ascidiacea, Phlebobranchia, Cionidae. The record is from RefSeq and is a predicted model, not a curated record.